Messenger RNA from Glycine soja, 2114 nucleotides. RefSeq names its product serine/threonine-protein phosphatase 6 regulatory ankyrin repeat subunit B-like. The record is from RefSeq and is a predicted model, not a curated record. NCBI's taxonomy places the organism in Eukaryota, Viridiplantae, Streptophyta, Magnoliopsida, Fabales, Fabaceae. Gene Ontology annotation, molecular function: protein binding. The transcript has 3 exons. Bases 59 to 940 code for a protein of 293 amino acids.
CCUAAAUCUUCCAUCCUUUAGUUCAUUUGAUUAAGGCGUUAAUCCAUUAACCUAAAUCAUGAAUCAUUCGCAAAAUUCUAUCAAUUUGGAUGAUGCAAAACAGAGAUGCAGCGAGAGGAUGAAGAAACUGAAGAACACACAAUUCUCAAGUCAACAAGGUGCAGCAGCUUCACAACCGAGACCACUGCUGCACAAGGAACUUGUUGGGGAGAAAAAAGUUAUGAAUUCUGAGUUUAAUGAAGCUGUUGAAAAAGGAGAUAUGGAUAACUUUGUUAACGUGUUGGAGCAAGUUUGUAGAGAAAGGAACCUACCUUUGUCUGCUGUUUUUGAUCAAGUCACCUGGACUGGUGAUUCGUUGCUUCAUGUGGCAGCAGAUAAGGGGAAACAAGAUAUUGUAGAGCUGAUUGCUGAUCACUUUCAAGAGCUUCUUAUUAGAAGAAACGCUAGAGGUGAUACUGCACUUCAUGUUGCUGUGAGGUGUAUGAACUCCAAUAUAGUCAAGUUCAUUCUCAACAAAGAUAAAAAGCUAGCAAAAGAAAAGAAUCAAUAUGGGAACACUCCUUUGCACGAGGCUGUCUACAGUGAGCAUGUUGAUGUGGUUAAUCAGAUUUUACUUGCCGAUAAGGAUGUGGUUCAUUCUUUGAACAAGUCAAACCAAUCACCGUUAUAUUUGGCAGUUGCGAAUGGGAACUUGGAAAUUCUUAAUCUUCUAUUGGAUGUUCCAUUACCUUCAGAUCUUCCACGGUGCCUUGGAAACUCUCCACUUCAUGCAGCCAUACUGGAACGGAAGCCUGAUCUAAUAAAACAUAUACUAGUGGAAAGACCUGAGCUAGUUUAUUUAAGGGAUGAAGAUGGAGGUACUCCCCUGCAUUAUGCAGCUUACAUUGGUUAUGGUCAAGGAUUUCAUAUACUCUUAGAAAAUUCAUCAAAAAACUCAUGAAAUUGUCUUGGAAGCGAACAAGAAAGGUCAUCUUCCUAUUCACCUUGCUGGCAAAAGAGGUCAUGUUGAGGUUGUCCAAAAUUUCCUUCAACGUGACUGGAAUAUUAAUCCUUUUGUUCUCCUGAAUCAAAAGGGUCAAAACAUUCUUCACGUUGCUGCAAAGAAUGGAAGAAGUGAUGUGGUGCGAUGCCUAAUGAAAAAUUGGAAGAUUGAUCAAUCUACUAUAAACCAGAAAGACUGUGAUGGGAACACACCGUUGCAUUUGGCUUCAAAAAAUUUAUUUCCUAAAGUUUUGUACUUUAUUACACAAGAUAGGAGGACUAAUAUGAAUCUCUUGAAUAACAACGGGUUAACAGCUCGAGAUAUCGUUAACAACAAUCAACUGGCGAUUCGAAAGUUUCUAGCCAAUCGAGUGUUAAAAGAAGCUGGUGUCCCCUUGAAAGUAAAAGAUAUGUUGCGUUCUCAACAUAAACAAUCACCCAGAACAGAAUUGAGCUUAAAAGAUCUCCUGACCACAUUUUUAGUUGUGGCCACAUUGAUGGUAACUGUGACAUUUGCAGCUGCUUUCACUAUGCCAGGAGGUGUAUACGGUCCUGAUGAUCCAAACCCAAAAAAUAGAGGGACAGCAAUUUUCGCUCAUAAACCGUUAUUCUGGGUAUUCACCAUCUUCAACAUAAUAGCUAUGUAUAGCUCUGUCAUUGCAUGUGGACUUAUGUUGUUGGCUUUUGUUUUUGAUCAUAAAUUGGCAACACAAGCAACUACGAUUGCAAUGGGUGGUUUGGUUCUUGCUUUUUUGACAGUGCCGGUGGCAUUUAUGGCGGCUGUACGUCUAGUUGUGGCCAAUAACUUUACACUUGCCCUUAUUAUAACUGUUAUUGGAGUCCUGUACAGUUCCAUCAUCUUGUUGUGUUUGGUUUUUGGUUUUUUUCCAAUUGGAUAUAGCCCUCCUCAAGUUGCUAAACUCGUUCUUCGGAUUUUAAUUACAUUAAUAAACUAUGAUGAUAAGCCUAGAGAUUCAGUUUCUCAGAAAGAGGACAAAAUGAGGAAGGACAAUUAACUAGAGGAGCAUGUGUAAUAAGGAGAUUAAACCACAUGCUAGUGUUUAUUGUAUUGCUUUUACAUGCACACAAUGGUAAGGAGAAUAAAAAUUAAAAUUUCAGCUUUGUUGUGUUUA